This is a messenger RNA of Paracoccidioides lutzii Pb01, 1680 nucleotides long. Its product is annotated as amidase family protein. Bases 1 to 1680 code for a protein of 559 amino acids. The record is from RefSeq and is a predicted model, not a curated record. The transcript is spliced from 10 exons.
AUGGCCAUUGCGAUGAGCAACCCAUCAGCUUCCAUUGACCAAACCAGCAGUGAUAUUGAUCCCAUGUCCGCUGCGGACCUCCACAUGCCAACUUGUCGCGGAAUUGAUAUUCAAGUUCUUACGAUUCCGCAACUGCAGAAAUGUUUAACAGAACGCAAGUUCUUCUCACGAGAUCUGGUGGAGACGUAUUUCGAGAGAAUUCAAAUAUUAAAUUGCCUUCUGAAGGCCGUUAUCCAAACGAAUGCAGAUGCUUUGGCCAUUGCGGAAUGCUUAGAUAAGGAACGAGAGAAUGGAAAACUCCGAGGCCCACUUCACGGAAUUCCUUUUCUAGUCAAAGACAAUAUUGCGACGAAAGACGGAGUGGCAACUACUGCUGGUUCUACGAUGCUUGUCGGUACAACUGUACCGGAUGAUGCACAUGUGGUUUCUUUGCUACGCGAUGCAGGUGCCAUAUUACUUGGGCAUACUAAUUUAUCGGAAUGGGCAGCCAUGCGCUCAAGCUACUACUCAGAGGGAUACUCGUCUAGAGGGGGCCAGUGCAGAAACCCCUAUAACCUUGCUGAACAUCCAGGAGGAUCAAGUUGCGGUAGCGCGGUGGCUGUUGCCACAAAUAUGUGUCCAUUCAGCCUAGGAACUGAAACUGACGGAAGCAUUAUGUUUCCAGCAGAUCGAAAUGCUGUAGUCGGCAUUAAACCCACCGUGGGUUUAACUUCCACCAAAGGCGUUAUCCCAGAGUCAAGCAGCCUUGACACGGUAGGGUCGUUUGGAAAGACGGUUCUCGACGCUGCAAUUGCGUUGGAUGCGAUUACCGGUGAUUCUAAAUCCGCGCAUGGCAUGUCUUCUUAUGCAUCAUUCGUUACCAACAAAGCGGCUCUGAAGACAGCCAGAUUUGGGCUUCCUUGGAACCGGGUUUGGGAGAGCGCAUAUAAGAAGACAGAGAAGUACAAUGGAUUGAUGGCAUUACUAAAAGAAAUUGAAGAUGCAGGUGCUGAAGUAAUUCGAUGGACGAACUUUCCAAGCGCUGAGGAAAUAAUUUCUCCAUCGGGUUGGGAUUGGGAUUUUCCCUCCAAAUUCGGUCGCCCCGACCAGUCCGAGUUCACAGUCGUAAAGAAGGAAUUCUUUAACGAGAUACGAUCAUAUCUUUCCAAUUUGAGUACUAACCCCAAUGGCAUUCAAAGUCUAGAAGAUAUUAUGGCCUGGAAUGUUAAGAAUUCAGAAACAGAUGGUGGUCGACCGUGUGUUCAUCCAGCCUGGCCCAGUGGUCAGGAUAACUUUGAGAGAAGCCUAACUUCAAAGGGCAUUCUAGAUGACACAUAUUACAAUGCACUGAAGUAUAUUCGGAGAAAGUCUCGUGAAGAGGGAAUCGAUGCAGCUUUGCGAAUGCCAGACGGCUCCGUGUUGGACGGAAUAUUAGUUCCCCUCCAAGGCGACAGUGGAGCCGCAUGUCAAGUAGCUGCGAAAGCAGGAUAUCCCAUGAUCGCUAUUCCCACCUGCACCAGUGAGAUAACUGGUGUGCCGUUCGGGAUUGCAUUAAUCCAGACAGCAUGGAGAGAGGACCUCCUUAUCAGAUAUGGCUCUGCAAUUGAAGACCUUGUAGGCGGAAGACCUAAACCGCAUUUUCGAAACAUCGAAGCUUCCAACUUCAUGUAUGUUGGAAGCAAGCCAGACCCUCCAUGCUAA